AUGAAUAUUUUAUCUAUAAAUCCAUUACUUAGAAGACGUAUAGAAUAUGCAAGUAAUGGCAAUAAGUGUUAUUUAUGGUUUAAAGAACCAAAAGUUACAUUACAAAAUGGUUUUCCUCACUGUGGACUUGUUGCUUUGUUAAUGAUGAGAGACUCAUUAAAUUUUCCCUCAAUUGUAAAUACAAUAGAUCUCCUUAAUGUAGCAAUUGAAAAAGGUUUUAGUAAUAAGGGAGAAAUUUUCUCUGUUAAUUGGUUAUCACAAAUUGCCAAAAUAUUUUGGAAUAAUUUAGGAACAUUUGAUGUGCUAGAAAAGUUACCUGAUGAGGAUAAAUUAAUUGAGGAACUUUCAUCAUCUGAAGUUGUAUAUCUUAUACCAUAUGAUUGUGGAAAAAAUUUUGAACCUGUUUUUAAUAAUGGUCAUAAUGCUCAUUGGUCUCUUAUAACUGGUUUUGUUUUGAUAGAAAAUUCUAACAAAAACAAUGAGGAAAAUAUAAAUAAUUAUGUUAGUAUUUUUACCUCAAAGGAAGAUAUUAAUAUUCAAAACUUUACUUUGCAUGUUAUCGGAUAUCAAGGAAAAAGCAGAUAUCCUGGUGUCUGGGAUUACAAGAUGUUAGUACAGUCUAAUCUUCAAUUAAAUUCAUGCCGUGAUGGUGGUGAAAAUGAAUUUAAGUUUGAUGUUAAUGGAAUGGAAGACUUGCGUGGAAAGUGCUUGCGAGUUAAAAAGAAAUAA
Molecule: messenger RNA, 729 nt
Organism: Strongyloides ratti
Lineage: Eukaryota; Metazoa; Nematoda; Chromadorea; Rhabditida; Strongyloididae
Product: UPF0692 protein C19orf54
Exons: 4
Coding region: 1-729 (242 amino acids)
Source: RefSeq, a predicted model, not a curated record